This is a messenger RNA of Cheilinus undulatus (humphead wrasse), 2257 nucleotides long. RefSeq names its product nitric oxide synthase trafficking (gene nostrin). Gene Ontology annotation, cellular component: cytoplasm; plasma membrane. The record is from RefSeq and is a predicted model, not a curated record. The coding region runs from base 1 to 1731 and encodes 576 amino acids. The transcript has 16 exons. Gene Ontology annotation, biological process: signal transduction. NCBI's taxonomy places the organism in Eukaryota, Metazoa, Chordata, Actinopteri, Labriformes, Labridae. Gene Ontology annotation, molecular function: protein binding.
AUGAAUGACUAUGGGCGGAGGGUGGUCAAAGUUCUCGGUCCAAAGUCAACAAACAGCCACAGUCUUAAGAUGAAGGACCCUAUCAGCACCUGCUCUUAUAACGAACUUUAUCAAAAUGUUAAACGGUUCUCAAAAACUGGGGAGUAUUUCUGCAAAGAGCUCCUCACAGUUUUUCAGCAAAGGGCUGAGCUGGAAUUCACCUACGCCAAAGGACUUCAAAAACUUGCAGGCAAACUCAUCAGAGCCUCUAAAGGAAUGCCAAAUAAUUCCACCUACAGCGCCUGGUGUCAUGUGUCAGAUGAGAUGUACUCAAGAGCAGACGCCCACAGAUCAUUGGGAAACGCAUUUCAACAGGAAGCAAUUCUGGAAAUAAGACAAGUUCUAGAAGAGCAAAAUAAGAGGAAGAGGCCUCUUGACAAUGCCAUUGAGAGAAAUGGAAAACUUGUUACUGCAAACUGGAGUGAGCAACUCAAGAUCAAGAAGAAAUUGGUUGGACUAACAAGAGAACAUGAAGCUUUGUUCAACUUUGUUGAGAACAACAAACACAUCUGCACUGAAAAAGAAAAACAAAAGAUGCUGAACAGACUGACAAAGUCAGCAGAGAUGCAGGCGCGGGUGGAUGAGGAGUACUUUAAUAUCAACUUGGAGGGUCAUCAAAUGAGACUCAAGUGGGAAAACACACUGAAAAACUGCUACCAGAUCAUUCAAGAGCUGGAGAAACAGCGGAUUGAAGUCCUCUGUGACAUUUUGAACAGAUACAACCUCUUCACGUCGGGCUUUGGGCAGACCAUCAGUCAUGGCCAAAAACAGAUUGAACAGGCCACUCAAAGGGUGGACAUGGACAGAGACAUUCAAACCCUGGUGGAGGAAAACAACAUCAUGCAUGUGGAUAGCAAAGCUGAGUUUUUGAUGGUUGAUUAUUAUGAAGAAGAGAGCAAAUCGUUCAUGGGCAGAGAGAGAAGAAAAGACGCCAUCAAACUCAAACUCCAGCGUCUGGAGGACAGCAUCACAAGAACACAGAAAGACCGGGAAGGCAUUGAAAAACUGAUAAAAAGCUACACAGAAAAUCCCUCUUUUUCAAACCAGAAGAACCUUGAGGAAACAGAGCAGCAGCUGGAUGAGUGUACUCUAAAACUGGAUCUCCUGGAGGCCACCCACUACAAACUCUCUUUAUCGCUGUGUGAACUAGAGGGGAAACCCAAGUCCUUUCACCGAUUUAAAGACAGCAUUAUGAAGUGGAAAGACAAGGACUGUGAGCAUACCAUCGUUCAACUGAGUCGUCCAGUCAAACUCAGGAGGACCCCGUUCAGAUCCCGGCAGUCACUGAGAGCUUCAAUCAUUUACAAAGGACCUGCUCAGUUUGGGACACAACGAUCAGUGGAGACCUCAACAAGUGCACCUGAGCAGGUCGCUUCAUCAGCUACGACACAGGAAGCCGCAGCUGUGGAGUGUGACAGCACUGUGAACGGCGACCCGCCUCACACCGAUGACAAAGAACAAGGUCAAAUAACAGCAGAGAUGAGCAGCCUGGGAAAAUGUAAAGCGCUGUAUGACUUCACACCUGAACAUGAAGAUGAGCUGACUUUAAAAGAAGGAGAUCUUUUAGACAUUUAUAGAAAGGAGGAGACUGGUUGGUGGUUUGGCCAACUGAACGGAAAGACGGGACAUUUCCCAUCAACCUAUGUGGAGGAGCUACCCGUGUUGAGUAGCAUCAAAUCGUCUGAGGCCUGAUCUGCAAAAAUCAUCAUACCAUUAAAGACUGACACUCCUGCAGCAGAAAUUCAACUGAGGAAAACUCACAGAAAAAAAUACAAAUUAUUGCACCUUCAUCUGCCAACAAACUGGAUUAGCUCACUCUCUUCUGAAGUUCUUGAUGCUGUGUUUGUACAUUUUAAACCUUAAUCAUUUUUUUCUCAUUAUUUAUUCCUCAUUUUGUACAGAAUAAAAACUAGAAUGGGCAUUUCAUAAAUAUGUUUAAAUAGAUCAAAAGUACAGAUUUAGCCGACCAGUUUACUGACUCCUUUCAUUUGAGUGACUACUAUAUGAGCAACAAUAAAUGGAGAAUGUUAAAGUUAUAAUGAAUGUCUGAUUACUUCACGUAUCAAAGACCUGUCAGUAUUUCCACCCAAACAUACUGAGGGUUUGAAUCACUGUCAAGGAAGAAGUCUUCGGGAAAAUACAAUAAGACCAAGCUUUGAAAAAACAAGACAAGCAUGAGCACAAACAAAACAACAACCAGCAGUUAUGACUUUAAAAG